AUCUUGGGAAACGUUUCCGAGUUCCAGCGAGUCGUUGGUGUGCUGCAGGAAGGAGUGGAUUUUGAUAUUGAUGUCAAUGCAUCUGUCUUUGAAACUAACAUUCGAGUGGUGGGCGGCCUCCUCUCGGCUCACUUGCUGUCCAAGAAGGCUGGUGUUGAGGUGGAAGCAGGCUGGCCAUGCGCCGGGCCUCUCCUGAGGAUGGCAGAGGAAGCAGCUCGCAAGCUCCUGCCAGCUUUUCAGACCCCAACUGGGAUGCCAUAUGGAACAGUGAACUUGCUGCAUGGAGUAAACCCUGGGGAGACCCCAGUUACCUGUACUGCUGGAAUUGGGACAUUUAUAGUGGAAUUUGCCACUUUAAGCCACCUCACUGGUGACCCAGUGUUCGAGGAUGUUGCCAGGAAGGCUUUGAAGGCACUGUGGAAGAAUCGCUCGGAUAUUGGGCUGGUUGGCAACCACAUUGAUGUGAUCACUGCCAAGUGGGUGGCCCAGGAUGCUGGCAUUGGGGCAGGAGUGGACUCCUACUUUGAAUACCUUGUCAAAGGAGCCAUUCUCCUGCAGGACGAGGAGCUGAUGUCCAUGUUUCUGGAAUAUAACAAAGCUAUCAAAAAUUACACGAAGUUUGAUGACUGGUACCUCUGGGUUCAGAUGUACAAAGGAACAGUGUCCAUGCCUGUGUUUCAGUCCCUGGAGGCCUACUGGCCAGGUCUACAGAGCCUCAUCGGGGAUGUAGAUAAUGCCAUGAGAACCUUCCUCAACUACUACACUGUCUGGAAGCAGUUUGGUGGGCUGCCUGAGUUCUACAACAUUCCCCAGGGCUAUACAGUAGACAAGAGGGAAGGAUAUCCACUCAGGCCUGAGCUGAUUGAGAGCGCGAUGUAUCUGUACCGUGCUACAAGAGAUCCCACACUCUUGGAACUGGGAAGAGAUGCAGUGGAGUCAAUAGAGAAAAUCAGCAAGGUGGACUGUGGAUUUGCAACUAUCAAAGACUUGCGGGAUCACAGGCUGGAUAAUCGCAUGGAAUCCUUCUUUUUGGCUGAAACAAUAAAAUACUUGUACCUGCUCUUUGACCCAGACAACUUCAUGCACAAUGAUGGCUCCGACUUUGAUGUGGUGAUUACUCCAUAUGGGGAAUGCGUCUUAAAUGCUGGAGGAUACAUCUUCAACACUGAAGCUCAUCCCAUUGACCCUGCUGCUCUGCACUGCUGUAGGAAGCGUAAGGAAGAGCAGUGGGAGGUGGAGGAUUUGAUGCGGGAAUUUUACUCACUGAAGAAACCCAAGAAAUUUACUUUAAAAAGAGCUUCGAACCAUGGUGAAGGGGAAGGUGCAAAAGACCGUGAAGAUGCUUCAUCAGAGAAAGGUGAAGAGAAGAGGAACUCCAAGAGCUCACACUCUCUCCUGAGCUGCCCCAGUCAGUCUUUUAACUCUAAGCUUGCAGUACUGGGCCAGGUCUUUCUGGAUAACACCUGAUUCUGUUUUCCUCAUCAAUUUAAAUUAUUGA
Nestor notabilis (Kea) is the source of this 1498-nucleotide messenger RNA. It is a transcript of the gene EDEM2, whose product is annotated as ER degradation enhancer, mannosidase alpha-like 2. Gene Ontology annotation, biological process: mannose trimming involved in glycoprotein ERAD pathway; endoplasmic reticulum mannose trimming; carbohydrate metabolic process. Gene Ontology annotation, molecular function: calcium ion binding; mannosyl-oligosaccharide 1,2-alpha-mannosidase activity. NCBI's taxonomy places the organism in Eukaryota, Metazoa, Chordata, Aves, Psittaciformes, Psittacidae. The annotation marks the transcript as partial. The record is from RefSeq and is a predicted model, not a curated record. The transcript has 8 exons. Gene Ontology annotation, cellular component: endoplasmic reticulum; membrane.